Molecule: messenger RNA, 762 nt
Organism: Miscanthus lutarioriparius
Lineage: Eukaryota; Viridiplantae; Streptophyta; Magnoliopsida; Poales; Poaceae
Source: the annotation of a GenBank genome assembly
AUGGCAGCCUCGCCGGAGGAUUUCGUGGCUGACCCUGCCGAGCCUUUCUCCCCCUCCGUCUUCCUCAACCUGCCCCCGACGCCCCGCCCCGACAGCAAUGGCGAGGGCAAGGACCCGGCCUCCGACGACCUCGUCCUCCCCUUCAUCGAGCGCAUGCUCAUGGAGGACGGGAUGGACGAAGAGUUCUUCUACCAGUACCCCGACCACCCCGCGCUACAUCAGGCCCAGGAAUCGUACGCGCGGGUCCUUUCCGACUACGACGCCACUGCGGAUUCCUCUUCGGACGGCAGCGCCACCAUGUCGGUGUCCUCCGGCUCCGACACGGGAGUGGGGGCCGACGACCUCACCGCGGACGCCAGCACGGCGAGUCCGGCGCGAUUGGGGGAUGCUGGCAUCCGGAGUGAUGAGAGGCCGGCGCAAUUGGGGCACGCUGGCACCACCUCCCGGAGUGACGCCGCCGCCGAGGAGGAGGUGGAGAAAAAGGCCAACAGCACUAUGCUUGCAGUCGUCGAUGGUGACCACGCCGUGCUGGCCUCGGCAUUCUUCAGUGCCCAGCAGCAGGAUGGGGGAAGCAAGGCCAUGUUCCUCAAGGGCAUGGAAGAGGCCAACAAGUUCCUGCCUAGAGACAUCGACCUGCUGCAUGGCGGACAAAAUUGCGAUUUUGCCAUUAUGAAACUCAGGUUUCGCUUGUUGGUCGUGCCGCAGAAGGGAUCGGUGACUUUGCUAUUAUUAAAUUGCACACACUCGCUCAAAUGUACUUGA